This is a messenger RNA of Lachancea nothofagi CBS 11611, 1599 nucleotides long. Lineage: Eukaryota; Fungi; Ascomycota; Saccharomycetes; Saccharomycetales; Saccharomycetaceae. The record is from the annotation of a GenBank genome assembly.
AUGUUCCAUGCUGACUCUCAAUUGAUGCAGACAGAAAAUACAGCAUUGCUGGAUUCCAUUUCUCCUUUCCAUUCUCCGCUAGGAUCGCCGGUAAGGUCACCUUUGGGAUCACCGGUAAAUGGCUUCUAUCCUUUAAGUCCCCGGGCUCUCUUAGCAGUCCCGGAACUAGACCUGUCUAAAGCCCAGGAGCAGCGAAAAUCUAAAGCCCAGGAGCAGCGAAACUCCAAAGUGCAAGAGCAGCGAAACUCCAAAUCUGAGUUAGCUGCAGUAUUUCGCUCGCCUAGAGAGUCUAUAUUCUCGUCCGGAACGUACCCUAAAUCCAUUCUCGAUGCUUACAAUGAUGAAUCGUGUUCUGAGAUUUACAAAGAAGACGAACCUAAUAUACCGAAAGAAGAAGACGCUCCAGAAUGUGCGGCAAACACUACCUCGACCCUUACUCUCACAUUCGGAAAGCGCUUCAGAAUGAGCAUGUCUCUAAAGACGCGAGAAAUUGCGCUUAUACGAAACUCUUGGUCAAUUUUGCUUGACAACGAAUGCCCAAAAGAGAAGUAUGACACUUUUGUCACAAGCUAUCUCCAGAAACGCAAAAGAAGCUUUUCUAAAGAUGGGCCCAGUUCGGAGACGGACUCCAAACCGAUCAUCAAAGCUGCAAAUAAUAGUACACACCCAAUACUCAAUGAAGAUACGACAUCGGGGGCAUUAUUCGGUUCCCAGUUUCUGGCAAACAUUUUGGACCUAGCCCCUCAAAUUGAAAAAGAUUUUCCUACCAUAACCCAUGCCGCCGCUGGCGUUACUGGGGUACUGACACUUGCCAUCAAUAACCUGGAAGAUCUCUCGGUACUGGAUGACUUUUUGUGUGGCCUUGGCAAACGUCAUGCCAGGAUUCUUGGCGUUUACGCCGAGCAUUUCAAACUGGCUGGUGCUGGAUUUUUAAAGACUCUCCGUGACCGUUUCGGUUUCAAUACAACGAAAGACCUUGAAGAAGUUUGGUCAAGAUUAUACCUAUACCUCGCCAACAGCAUGCUGCAGUUUGGGAUAGACCCAGUGAUGGAUGAAAACGUCCCACCUGCUCUGGCAUUAGAGAUGCCUGCGGUCAUUGAAAGGCAGACAUCUCGAGAAAGUUUUGGGUCAUCUUCAAGAAGCGAUUCUGAAAUAUCGUUCGAUCCCUUUUCUACGAGAACCGGGAGCUCAUCUGAUAGAAGCAACUACACUAUCAAUACCUCUUCGAAGCUUUCUUUUGAAGGAAAUAGUUCAAGAUCAUUCAAACGUAGAAACGAGGGUUCUUCAAGGCAAACUCCAAAGUCUGUACGAGGAGGUGGGUCGUCGUCCAUAAAACCAGGAGGGAAAUGGGUACCGGUUACCACACUUCCCAUGGUUAUAGUGGAAGAGAGUUCUUCCCAGAGCAGAUCUGUGAGGGGAGGUGGUGCAUCAAAGACAUUAGUCCGCCGUGCGGACGGAGCAUCGAGUAAUACUCCGAAUGAAGCUGCCCUGCUAGCCGCUACCUUGCGCGAGCGAGAAUUGCGUACGGAAGCGAUGCGGCAAUACGCAGCAAGGUCUGGUGGUGCGAGAGGCGGCGGGGGGGAUUGCGCCAUCAUGUAG